This is a messenger RNA of Nymphaea colorata (pocket water lily), 1744 nucleotides long. RefSeq names its product SEC12-like protein 1. The record is from RefSeq and is a predicted model, not a curated record. The transcript has 10 exons. Gene Ontology annotation, biological process: protein secretion. Gene Ontology annotation, cellular component: endoplasmic reticulum membrane. The coding region runs from base 422 to 1555 and encodes 377 amino acids. Lineage: Eukaryota; Viridiplantae; Streptophyta; Magnoliopsida; Nymphaeales; Nymphaeaceae. Gene Ontology annotation, molecular function: protein binding; guanyl-nucleotide exchange factor activity; GTPase activator activity.
CAGCGGGCGUCUUCACAGCAUGAAGAGAGAGAACCAUUAUUCUACUCAACUUUCGGUCCGUCAACACAUUGCCCACAUUCUUUAUCUUAUUGUGGCAAAUGAUUUAAAUUUUUUGGUUGCCAGAAAAAUCCGGUCCACUAUAGAUGCCAGGCAUCGCCAUGGGCGAUCUGGUCAACCACAGUGAUGCAAUGGCGAGCUGGAAACUGGGAAUAUGCCUUCACACCUUCUCCUUCUUUGGUAGCCGUUGACUCCGUUCAUGUCAACCACGUCACAGUUUCCUUUCUUCCUUCCACCAACGGAAACUCGGAGUAAUCAAUAAAUAGAACUCCGCACCCUUCUCUUUACUGUCUCUCUCGUUCCGAGCGAGGUCGAUCAGUCGAGGAGGAAAGGAAGGAGAAAGGACGAAAUAGAGAAAGAAGUUAUGGACGGUGAUGGGGUUCAUCGAGGGACCGUCAAGUGUGCCGCGUGGAUUCGGCGGAGGAACGAGGUUUACGCUCUCCUCGCGAAGUCUGCUCACAGGUCGUCGCCGCCAGUCCUUCAAAUCUCUUCCUACGAUCCCAACUCCCUGUCCCUCUCCCCCAAGGGCGAGUACGUCUGCGAGGACGGUGAUCCCAUCUGCAUCGCGGUUCAUCCCAGCGGAGACGAGAUUGUUUGCUCGAUGCGGAACGGUGUGAGAUUAAUUGAAUUCUCUGAUGUGGAGACGGGCAUAAAAUUUGUCACAAAGGACUUCCCAGUUCUCCAAGGUGUUGGCCUUCAGAAAUGUCUUUCCUUUAGCACUGAUGGAUCAAAAUUUGCAUCGGGUGGGGAGGAUGGGCAUCUUAGGAUAUUUGAGUGGCCAAGUCUUAAUGUUCUCCUGGAUGAACCAAGGGCUCAUAAAUCCUUCAGAGAUAUGGACUUCAGUUUGGGCUCUGAAGUUCUUGUCUCAACAUCUACUGAUGGUCAUGCUCGAAUAUGGAAUGCAACUGAUGGUGUUCCCUUACAGUCAUUGACUCGCGUUGCGGAUGAGAAGCUCGAGUGCUGUCGAUUUUCCAAGGAUGGAACUAAGCCAUUUCUCUAUUGCACCGCACAGCAUGGUGGCAAAGUGCUUAUUGUAGUAUGGGAUGUCAGUACAUGGAACAGGCUUGGACACAAAAGUCUGUCUAGAAAGCCCAUCUCUACAUUCUCGAUCAGUCAUGAUGGAAAGUAUCUUGCACUGGGCAGCCAUGAUGGAGACAUUGGCAUUGUUGAUGUGAAGAAAAUGGAACUAAUCCAGUGGGCUAAAAGGGUUUUUCUAGGAACCCAAAUUUCAUGUCUAGAUUUUUGUCCAACAGAAAGGGUAAUCCUUUCUGCAUCAAAUGGAUCGGAAGUAACUGUCACUAAGCUGAAUAUCCGAGACUGGAAAGAAUGGCAGAUAUAUCUGCUGCUGUUGGGACUCUUCCUUGCUUCUGGUGUUCUAUUCUAUGCGUUCUUCAAGAAUUCUGAUUCGUUUUGGAACUUCCCUGUUCGAACAACUCAGCAUCACAGGCCGUCCAUGGGAUCUUUUCCUGGGGAUUCUCAAUCAGUAGAUGAACUUUGACACGCUGUGAGCCUUCCUAGUGUAUCUUCUUGUUAAGGAGAAUGUGUUCCUUCAGUUGUAAAUGACAGUGGGCAUAAAUUUUGGCCUCAUUGUGGUUUCCCUUAAAUUUAAAGAAAUUUAUUUCUGCAAGUGUAUCUCUAGGCCGACACUGCACAUCCUUUUCAUGAAAAAUGUCAGAGAGUUUCAUUA